GAAUUAUUCUCGUAAUUAAUCCGCUUUAGCUGUCAGUCGACAACGGAAUAACAAAUGCUAGUGUAAAGCGCAAAGACUCCAGUCUCACUUAAAAUAGAAGAAACAAGACCGUGAUCAGAAAAGAUGAGGUUGGUAAUCCUUUUUCCAUUCCUAUUAUCUCAAGUAAAUUGCUGCCAACAUUUCUGGAACCAAUGGGGAAACUUCUCUUGUAUAGCGCCAAUAUACAGAUGUCAUAGAAUAAAUGAUUUUUAUAUUAUAAACGGUACAGAAAUGGUACUUCAUUGGAGUCAUUCGAAAAUUAAUUCUUGUAUAUCGAACGCUGAUCGGUGCCAUAUAUCCAAUAAGCAUUCGUUUGUGGAAAGCUUUAACAAUACGUUAUCUGUCACUUGCAGCGACGAAGAAACCAUCGAUUUUCGUUUGAUGCGUUGUUUAAAAGUUAAACACGUUAAAAAUUUAGAAUUUAUCGAUUGUUACUUGGCGAAAUUUGCAGUCGAAAAAUUCGCUUUGAAUUACGCCAUCGAAAAAAUCGCUAUAAAAUACACCUUAAAAUCCGAAUAUGAAAAGUUAAUACUCGAAAGUGAAACGUUGAAUUUCGAAAGUGCAUCAUUUAAUAAUAUGUCGUCUCUGAAAGACUUAGCAAUUGUAAAUGUAAGAACUUUCGACAUAUUCAAUUUGAGUUUUUACAACGUUUCUUCUCUGAUUUCUUUGAAAAUCACGGAUUAUAAUUUUACGUCGUUUUUGCACAGACCAUUCCAACAAUUGAAAAAUCUUUCUGAAUUACAAGUGAACUCUGGUAAAUUAAAGGCUUUGCCAGAAGAACUUUUUGAUGGUCUUUAUAAUUUGAAAACCCUGAAUUUAAGUUACAACCUAAUUGAAAUCGUUCAUCCUUUCGUCUUUCGACAUCUCACUUUAUUAGAACAGUUAAAUUUGAGAGGUAACGAAAUAAAAAGUUUACCUGAAGAACUCUUUCGUGGACUUGAUAAUCUGACAUCCCUCGAUUUAAGAAACAACUUAAUUGAAUCCGUUCAUCCUUUAUUCUUUCGACAUCUAACUUUAUUGAAAGAGUUAAAUUUGGAAAAAAACCCAAUAAAAAGUUUUCCUGAAAACUUGUUGAAAGGUCUUUCGAAUUUAAGGAUACUUUCUGUUUCUGGAACAUUCUCUGAAUUGCGCUCUGUAUUUUUGAAGGGACUCGACAAUUUGACAGAAUUUCGCGCUUCUAAUUUUCCUUCACUUCAAAUCGAACAAGAUUUCUUUUCCCAUUCCAUUAACUUAGAAAAGAUGGUUUUCCAUUCCAACGAUGUGCUGCAUCUUCCAUCCAAUCUGCUCAAAAAUAAUAAAAAUCUGGAAAUUUUUCAAUACACAUGGAAUAAAUUAUCGACAGUACCAAACGGUAUUUUCGAUGGACUUUCUAAACUCAAAAAAAUCUAUUUAUGGGGAAAUGGUUUAGAAAUCAUUCCAGAAGAUACUUUCCAAGGUUUGUCGAAUCUGGAAGAACUUGAUUUAUCAUAUAAUCACUUAACACUUUUACCUAAAAAUAUUUUUCUUUCAACGAAUAAUUUACGGGUUCUCGAUCUUUCUGAAAACAAUUUUAGUAAAAUUUCUUUCGAAUUCAACAAUAAACUCGAACGACUCUAUUUGUAUAAAGCGGGUUUGACGGAAUGGCCUAAUUUAAAUUGGACAAAAUACAAUUUGACUUAUGUUUAUGCUUCAUCUAACCAUUUCGAAACUGUCAAAUUGCCGAUUUACACUCCGAACCGCAUUAAGAUGGAUUUGGAUUACUGUCACAUAAAAACCAUUUACAUCGAUGAAUGGAAAUACGGAUUUAAUACACCCAGUUAUGAAUUAAGUGAUAACCCAAUAACUUGUGAUGGAGAACUUUUGCAUUUCAUCAGCACUGUUCGAUCGAAUUUACAAAUUUCAUUACGAAUUUUUUCGGAUUUAAAAUACAAGAAAUGUCACGGAGAAGAAAGAAAAUUGUUGGAUUUUACGCAAUUCUACGUCAUUAGAAGCCAUUGUCCAAUGAACUGCGAAUGUUUCUCGGAAAACGACGACCUCAGAGUCGAUUGCAAUCGAAAGCGAAUAAAGAACAUACCGGAAUUUCUGAUCGAAAAUGCGACGGUCGUCGACUUGAGUAAUAAUUACAUAAGUGAAUUGUCAACUGUGGAUUCUCGAACAUGGGGCAAAGUCACACGUUUGCAUCUGAGCAACAAUUCUCUAUUGCAAUUUCCGGAUUGUGUUCUUUUGCCAAACGUAAAAUUUCUUUCAUUGGACGGAAACCGAUUAACCGAAUUGCCUUCCGGAUUAAUGAAUCUGAUCGACGUUUCUGCUGAAUUUACGGUGUACUUGUCGAGAAACAAUUGGUCUUGUGAUUGCCAUUCGCGAUUUACUAAAGACUGGUUGCUUCGAAACAAAAGGAAAAUUGCAGAUUUCUCGGAGAUUUCAUGCGAAAGAAAUUCGUCUGUUUUCUCUUUCACCAGAAUUAUUUCUAAUAAUCAAUGCACACAAAUCCCAGAAGAUAAUUUGAUGUCGACAGAAAAUGUUUCUUUUACAAAAAGUGUUUGUUCUGAAGAAGUUUCUUCUACUUUUGGAUGGAAAAUCGCAGUUGCUGUGUUUGCUUUAUUACUGUUGUUCAGUUGGAUUAUGUUUGCUUUUUUUGUUUAUUGUCGUAAAAAAAGAAAUGUCGAGAAAGUGGCAGAACCUAAGGAAGAAGAAGUGAUUUAUUACAAUGUUUACAACUGAGAAUUUCUCUCAAUUUAAAUGCAUGGAGUUUAAACGCUUUAAUGAAUAAUUUUCCACAAAUUGUUGUUGUUCUGUAUUCGUUUGUACAGAAAUUAAUUUUGUACACUUUAGAUAUGCUACGCUUUGUUGGUAAAUUUUGAUUGUGAAUUAUGUAGAAUAAUGUUUAUUAAUUACGUAAUAAAUCAGUGAAUUUAAAAAGAAGAGGAUUAUUUAAUUGAUUUCUUGAAUGAAAACUGACGGUAUUAUUGUUACGCUCACAGUGUAACAACACGUAGACUAUAGAGAGUUUCGAUGCCAUUGGUUUUACCUCGCAGUUGAUAACGUCACGAACAGAAGCUCCUCUACCGAACACCGAGCGUGCUUCGUCUCUAUUAACAAUGCAAAUAGUAUAGAGGGCAAAGAGUCUUGGUUUCAAAAACACUGGGAGUUCGGUCGAGGGUUCGCGCCGUACUUGGACGGGCUGGCCACGUGCAGUUUUUCGGGUUUUCUCAACGUUUGUAUCACCUAAAUAGAGCCCAAUUUCUUAUAAGUCUUCCUUAAAGGCAUCAUUCCUCCGCGCUUACGUAUCGCCGAGAAGAUAUGAGAAGCUUCGGCAUGCUCGUCGGACGCAUACGUUUAUCAUCGUUUCUUCGGAGGGGUUCUUCAACUGCAGAAUUAUAGGGCUGUAAGCUCGAUGCCAGUAU
This is a messenger RNA of Centruroides sculpturatus (bark scorpion), 3422 nucleotides long. Its product is annotated as protein toll-like. The record is from RefSeq and is a predicted model, not a curated record. The coding region runs from base 124 to 2739 and encodes 871 amino acids. The transcript has a single exon. NCBI's taxonomy places the organism in Eukaryota, Metazoa, Arthropoda, Arachnida, Scorpiones, Buthidae. Gene Ontology annotation, molecular function: protein binding.